GUUUAGGCUCAUAUAUCAGCUCAUAUGUUCGUUGCAAACAGAGGUUGCAAGAAGAAACAAAGUUCGUUUGGUACAGAGUGUGACCUUUGUACUAAGAAAAUUAUAGAAUAAUGGAUGUUUUCAAUCAAUUUACUGCAUUUGUUGCUACAAUUCCUCCUGUAGUCCAAGUUCUGUUCAUAGUAUUAUGUGCGUUUAUCAUUCGUAAGUUGCUUAAGCCACGAGUGGCCGAGAAAGAUGAUCUCGAAGGAGAGAGACGUUUUUCUUUGCCACCGAUGAAGAAACGUGAUUUUACUGCAAAAGAACUUCUCGAAUUUGAUGGAAUAAAGAGUGAAAGAGUAUUGCUUGCAGUGUGUGGCAAAGUCUUUGAUGUUACAAAGGGAAAAAGCUUUUAUGGACCAGGUUUGAUUAUUGUUGCUUUAAUAGCAAAUAUGUAGUCGUCAGCAUUGGUUAUAAAUUGAUAAGAAACAGAUAUACUCUAGUGACAAUAACAAGGACACUCUAGUCAGGUGCUAAACAUUUCCACAAUUCCAGUAUAAAGACAUAGCUAAUAGUAAAGGUUUCACAAAACAAACAUUGAGUAAAGGUAGUGUAAUAUAAUAACUUAAAAUACUCAUUAAUAAUUAAUAAAACUUGUGGCAAAUCAUGUCAGCCAUAAUAUGUCACGUGGAGUGACUUUAUAUCUGAUAAAACUCAUCUUCAUUAGUAUUCUUUGUAUAAUUGUUCAUCCUAAUUAGUAUUCUUUUGUAGCUGUAGUUUAAGCUAUUCAAAACACUCGUUGUCGUGUUUUAUCAGACAUAAAACGCUCGGCUGCGCCUCUCGUUUUAUAUCUGAUAAAACACUCCUACUCGUGUUUUAAAUAGUACUUAUUCAUAAUGCAUUACUUAGGUUAUUAAUAAUCUAUUCAGUACGAAGGGCUGAUAUUAGCAAUUUCAACAUUGGCUAUGUUUGUUGAUGGUUUUGCCCCCCCCCCCCCUAAAUUGAAGUAACAGAUUGUAUUAAAUGCCGAAGUGGGGCUUCGGUUGUGCAGUCGUCAGAGCAAACACCUUUCACCUCUGAGAAUGUGGGUUUGAUUCUUGCUACGGGCCAGGGUUCCAAAUGGCAUUUUGCUUGUGCCUAGGGUUCAGUAUUAAAAAAAUUAAUAGCCCAAUUUUCAAGUAUUGAAGUACCUCCCCCCCCCACCCCCUAAAACUUUUUGCAAGAGGCUUAUAAGGUUAGCGCAAAUGAAUUAAUGAUACAUGUUUUGAUAUGUAUUUAGUAAUAUAUGGCUGUAAAGUAUAGUCCAUUUUACAGGUUUGAUACCAGUACUGAUGGAAAUUGGCAUGACUGCACUAUAAAAACAUUAUAAUUAGUGACAAUUGCAAUACAAUUACAAUACACACAAUUUUAGCAUUUCUGGUAUUGGUAAUGUCUUUAUAAAAUUGCCAUUCUAAGUUCUUUUGAAAAUCAAUACUAGACAAUUUGCAUGUUAGCAAAGCAUUGGGAAAAGUGGUGACCAUAAAUAUUGUGACGUUAUAAAGUUACCGUUUGUGAGUGCAGCUUAGAGAUGAGUGUGAUAUACUUUUACAAUUCAUGUAUAGAGUCUAUAUAUAGACGUUGGUUUAUAUAAUAAAAACUCUAGUUUUAGUACUCAAACUAAAAAAACAAGACCAUGCCUAUGCCCACAUUAUUAGAAACAACAGCUUUAAAAACAACACCGAAGAAUCCAAUUUAGUUGAUGACUAUCUCUUAAAAAUUAUAAUGUAAUGUAAUGUAUGUUUUUCAUUUCGUCAUUGCGUAAAUAAUCAUUGCCUCAAUAAAUGAGUGAUAAGCGUAAUAACCAUAAUUGGUAGCUGUACUGAAUACAAGGAAUAUAAUGUAUUUCUUGCCUUUUUUCUGUUUACACCGAUGUUAUUGCGACAGAUUUGCGCAAAUGUAAUUUGAUAUAACGCAUUGUAAUUAUAUAAAUGCAAAGUGAAACUGCCUAGUUUUCUGGGCGUGAGAAGGUGAAGAAGACUGGGAACGUCCUAGUUUUUUGUGCGCAGGGGUCUGAGAACGUCCUAGAAUUACCUUAUUUGGAAAAAAACUAGGCUGUUGUCGUCAAAAACUAGGACGUUCCCAGACUCCAAAAUACCAAUUGCGCGUAAUGACGUUGUUUUAAUCUAAAUCUAGACAUGUUGACAGAAUAAAAACAUUCCUAAAACAGACAUUAUUAAUAUAAUAUGGAAACAGCUUUACAUACGGUAUUAAAAUAGCAAAAUAUUUCGAAAUUAAGCACGAUAAUGUAGAAUACACGUACACAACACAAACUGACAACUGAUUUUGUGACCUAUAUCAGGGCGUCCUAGUUUACGCUUUCUGGUUGCCUAGUUUUUCAAUUUUUACCAUUUUUUGCCUAAAAUUGGAAAAUUUAUGAGAUUGGGUUCCCAGGCACAACUGGCCUCAUUUGGAACCUUGUACGGGCCCAUGUGAAAAGAGUCUGUCAACGCUCUGCCGAAAGUUGUGGGUUUUCUGUGGGCGCUCCGGUUUCCUCCCACAGGGAAAGUUGAGAGGUUGGGUUAGGAUAAACACAGAUACGAAAGUAAUAUCACAAUUGUUGUAAAGAUAAUUAGUCUAGCCCAACUAGGUAAUACAAAUCUCCACUAAACAAGUAAAAUCGUCUCGUGUUAGACAAAGUAAAAUAAUAAACUAAGGUGCAUUAAAUUGUUAAUUUAAAUAAAAUACAUUAGCAAGUUAGCAAUUAUAAAAAUAUAGUAAUAUUUUGAUUUUACAAAGACUAUAUUUAUCAAUAGAUUUGGAAAUUUUUUGUGUUGUUAUUAUUACUGUAAUUUUGCAGCAUGUGCAGUGCCAACAUGUAGCAACUAAUGCAUGUUAUUAGUUCUUUUAAUAGCAUGGCGGAAACUAGGGGGGCGGGGGGGGGAUGCCCCCCCAAUAAUUUUACCUAGCUUUCAUUUUGAAAAAUGAGACGCACGUGCAGUGUGCUAUACUUGUCCAAUAAGGAGCUCUCAUAGCCGGAUGACGUCAAAAGUCAAGCGUUUUACCUUUAGAAUCGAUUUCUGGCAUUUACAGAGUCAUACCAUAGAAACGUAGAAAUGUUUUGACAUUUUGAAAUUGUAUUUCCGGUAGAGAUUUGAUAAAGAUGCAAAUUUGAAGAUAUAGGCUCGAAAAAGACGCUCUAAAUAGUGUUUCUGAUAGCGAUUUGAACACGACUAUUACAAAGAAGAUACGUCCGAAGGGGCUGAAGUUAUGUUCAGGGAAAGGUUUGGCUAGUCUAUAUCAUUACGAUCUCGCUUGACUUUCAAAGGUCAUAAAUCGCUACAAUGUUGGCAAUGACAAACUAUCGUAAGGAAUUAGUUGAUAUUGUUUCACUGAAUCGAUUGGUGGUAUUAUUGUCUUAUAGCAUGCACUGAACCGAAGAUAUAAACAUACAAAGUCGUCAGCUUCUAGAAGUUGACAUGCAUGGGACUUGUCGAGAAAGAGUUAAACCACUUUGCAAUUCCAUUCACAAAUGUAUUUAAUCAUCUAGAAUAUUUUCUCUGAAAUGUCGUUUUUUUAUGCUUAGCAUAUGAUUUAUAACACAACGCACCAUUAAAAUAAUGUUUUGAAAACCUGAAAUUUCUUACAAAAUGUGCUCUCAGAAUGUUGCAAAUGCCAUUUCAGGGAUCCAAAUUUUAAAAAUUUUCUGGGGGAGCAUUCCCCCAUACCCCUUAGAAAUCAUGUGCCUUCUGCACCCCAAUAAUCUGCCCAAUAUUUCGCAAAGUUUCCACCACUGGUUGUAUGUUAUAGCCACUUCCGAUGAAGGGUCUGAAAUCCCGAUAUCCACAGGAUACUAAAAUUUGGUUCUGGGUAUGUCACAAAAUUUCAAAUAUUAAGACAAUACUAAAUGUCUCCAGUGCUCUCCCUAUAGCUUUGAAUACUAUGAGUCUGCAUUCUUCAAGAUAACCAGCCUUUGGUUUCUAACUUGGUGGUCUAGUUGUUGGCUGUUGAGUCUUCUAUUGUUACUGUAAUUUAUAACAAUAAGAGACAUCAUGUUUCGCUCGCUACUCUGGUUUAAAUAAAUGAUUACAAAGGCCAGUCGAAUUGUAAUCAAGACCCAACGUUUCGACACUCUAGUCUAGUGUCUUCAUCAGGGGUGAUCUAAAACUGCGAUCGUGGCUUCUUAAAUACCCAAGGGAUGACGUCACCUGCCAAGAAGAUGCAUAUAUUCUUCUGGCAAAUAGGCGCCGUCAUCCCUAUUCAACGCAUGAUGACUCAUAUUUAUAUGCCACGCUUCUAGGCAAAGUCUUUGACCAUAGCGAUUUUUUGUGGUAAUUACUUUAGAGUUUUCCCACGCAAUCUCGUGUUUGGUGUAACAUACAUGUUCGGCUAAAGCUGAUUUUCCCUUGUCUAAAGUUGAAACAGCCUUUUGAUGUUCUUUUAGCCGUGUACCAAACUGGCGUUUAAACUGACCCAAAUACUCUUUGUCGCAGUCACCGCAUGGUAUAGAAUAUAUAGCAUGAGUCUUCUGAUUUUUUUUUCAACAGGAUCUUUUGGCUUUGCGAAAAUAUGGCCUAAGGUCAAAUAGGGCUGGCAGGUGACGUCAUCCCUUGGGUAUUUAAGAAGCCACGAUCGCAGUUUUAGAUCACCCCUGAUGAAGACACUAGACUAGAGUGUCGAAACGUUGGGUCUUGAUUACAAUUCGACUGGGCUUUGUAAUCAUUUAUUUAAACCAGAGUAGCGAGCGAAACAUGAUUGAUAUACCUGGUUGCAGUGAACGAACAAACUUUAUAAAUAAGAGACAUGUACUGUAUACUUACUUUGAUGGUUCAGGGAUGCCAACGUUUAUGGUAACCAGUAUCCAGCAGUGGGAUACCUGAUUCUCGGAAAGGAUACCAAACUUUGAAUCCUGAUAUCCCAGUGGGGUACUGAAAAAUAUUUUGAAUUUCAGACCCUGCGAUGCUUGAGAAAGUAUAAAGUUCAGCCCCUUUAUAAGUGCAAUCAUCUGGAAUUAAGUAGAAUGACUUCACAAAGAGUGUACUGGUAGCUACACUGUAGUGGGUGAACAAGAGAUAUGGGCAGAUUAAAUUAAAAUUUCCUUGAUAAGUAAAAAUGUUAGAGUAAAAUCAUAGGCAACCCAGCAAUAAUAAGAAAGCUGUGGAUUGAUAGGGAUACAAUUAUCUGAAAAAUACAAGGAGAACUUCUACAUUUCCAACUUCUACAAGGAGAACUUCUACAAGGAGAACUCCAAUCAUCUGGAAUUAAGUAGAAUGACUUCACAAAGAGUGUACUGGUAGCUACACUGUAGUGGGUGAACAAGAGAUAUGGGCAGAUUAAAUUAAAAUUUCCUUGAUAAGUAAAAAUGUUAGAGUAAAAUCAUAGGCAACCCAGCAAUAAUAAGAAAGCUGUGGAUUGAUAGGGAUACAAUUAUCUGAAAAAUACAAGGAGAACUUCUACAUUUCCAACUUCUACAAGGAGAACUUCUACAAGGAGAACUCCUACAAGAAGAACUUCUACAGUUCCAACUUCUACAAGGAGAACUUCUACAAGGAGAACUUCUACAAGGAGAACUUCUACAAGGAGAACUUCUACAAGGAGAACUUCUCAACUUCUACAAGGAGAACUUCUACAAGAGAACUUCUACAAGGAGAACUUCUACAAGGAGAACUUCUACAAGGAGAACUUCUACAAGGAGAACUUCUACAAGGAGAACUUCUACAAGGAGAACUUCUACAAGGAGAACUUCUACAAGGAGAACUUCUACAAGAAGAACUUCUACAAGGAGAACUUCUACAAGAAGAACUUCUACAAGGAGAACUUCUACAAGAAGAACUUCUACAAGGAGAACUUCUACAAGGAGAACUUCUACAAGGAGAACUUCUACAAGGAGAACUUCUACAAGAAGAACUUCUACAAGGAGAACUUCUACAAGGAGAACUUCUACAAGGAGAACUUCUACAAGGAGAACUUCUACAAGGAGAACUUCUACAAGGAGAACUUCUACAAGGAGAACUUCUACAAGGAGAACUUCUACAAGGAGAACUUCUACAAGGAGAACUUCUACAGGGAGAACUUCUACAGGGAGAACUUCUACAAGGAGAACUUCUGCAAGGAGAACUUCUACAUGGAGAACUUCUACAAGGAGAACUUCUACAAGGAGAACUUCUACACCUUCAUCGGGAAGUUAGUAUGUAUAAGCUACAAACUUCCCAACGAAGGGGCUUCGCUCAAAACGUUCUGCUCGCAAUCUAACUAUUAUCCUCAAACAGAAACAUUUUAUAAUAAUUAACAGAAACACUUUGAACACAUUUUUAAAACUUUUAUUGUUAUUAAUUUAAACACAUUUUUAAACGUUUAUUUGUUAUUAACAGUCUAGAUAAUAGUAUAUUUGUUGGACUGCCUAAAAUAAGAAAGUAGAGUGCAUGAAGCCCAGCUGAAAAUGUUGUUAUUUUUUGUGUUUAGGUGGUCCAUACUCAGCAUUUGCUGGUCAUGAUGCUAGUCGAGGGUUAGCAACAUUCAGUGCUGAAGUAAGUGCAGUGAAAGAGGAGUAUGAUGAUUUAUCUGAUCUCAAUAGUAUGCAACUGGAGUCUCUGAGAGAAUGGGAAAUGCAGUUCAUGGAGAGAUAUGAACAUGUUGGAUCGUUAUUAAAACCUGGCGAAAAACCAAAACAAUAUGAAGAGUCUGAAACAGAGGAAGAAGAUGAUAAGAAAAAAUAAACACAGAUGAAAGAAACAGAACAAUUCCACUACAAUAGACAUCACAGCAAAUAUACAUCUUUAUUUAGGAAAAGUGAGCUAGGGACGAAUGAAAUCACAACUUUUUAUUUAAAAAGACGAAGAGUACUAUUACAACACACAUAGUUGACACUAUUAUCUAUAUUAUAUAAGUUAUACACUAAUUUAAUAGCUUAGUUUGGGACAAAAAUGAUUGACAUGGACUAGUUAAUUUAUAGCAUAGGCAAUAGUUUUGGUACAGUGGUGUACAGUAGAUGAGGGGUUCGACAAGAGAAGGCGACUAAGCUGUAUAGAUGGAUUUUAACCAUGAAAACUUGAUAAUCUUCUAUAUACUGCAGUAGAUAAGUAAAUUUGCGUUAAACUAGGGUCAUGGUCAUGGAUAUUUUUAGGGACGACUAGGAAAAUGGCAUUUUUGGGGAAUAAAUUGGCAACAGGCCAUUCGGUAAAUCCGCACCCCCACAUAUUUUUCAAACCGUCCACCACUGUUUUUCCAACUUCAGUUCUGGUACUGAUAUUUAAGAGUCAAUCAUGAUUCAUCAGCCAAGUAGGCCACAAACUCUUCUAGUGUGUCAGAGAAUAAGAAUAUAAAUUUCCUGUGCGAAACAUGCGCUAUUCAUUACAGGGUUCGUAGCGGUCUUUGAAAUCCUUGAAAGUCUUUAAAUUUGAAUGCAGGUCUUUAAGGUCUUUGAAAAGUCUUUGAAUUGUGUGAAAAAGCGAAGAAAGUCUUUAAAAGUCUUUAAAUUCUUCAGUAUUUGAUUAUACGAUUUCCUAGCUAAUAAAAUAGAUUGAUUGAAGCAAGAUUUUCGCAAAUAUCGACGAAAAGGCGCAUUUUAUAGGAUGUGAUUUGACGGGACUAAUUACCCGGGUAAAAGUGGUGCUCACACUCGCAAUUUUUCGACAGCUGAUUGCUCUCAAAGGUCUUUGAAAAGUCUUUGGAAAUAGGCAGAAAAAAUCUUUGAAAGUCUUGUUCAAGGAAAGUGAAAAGUAACAUGCCUCAGAUAAUAAAACAAUAAAACGUUUUCUUCUACUCUAUAUUUAGUUUAUCCAUAUUUAGAAAAAAAUAAAAGAAAUACCAAAUUAAAUUUGUUGGCACUCUAUUUCAAUGACAUUGCUCUGCUCCAAGCCAAUUUGAGAGCGCAGCUCGAGUGUUUUAUAUCUGAUAAAGUACGGAUUACAAGUGUUUUACAGGUACAUGGCUUAAAAAACGACGCAUCUGAUGAGUUCAUUGGCGAAGUAAUUCUAAAAAUAAACGUUGUCUAAGCGGAGAAAAUCAAAGCUAAAGUUUAUGUAAAUUAUGUAAAUUUUAUCACAUUAAAACCACCGACACGGUAG
Paramuricea clavata is the source of this 8018-nucleotide messenger RNA. The record is from the annotation of a GenBank genome assembly. Lineage: Eukaryota; Metazoa; Cnidaria; Anthozoa; Malacalcyonacea; Plexauridae.